AUGGGAUUAGAGAUGAGAGAAGCAACUGGUUCAGAUGUAUGCCCAGCCGUUUCUUGCUCCGACUUAUGCAGCGUUGAAAGCCAGUCAAGCCCUUUGAUUCUGUCACUGCUUUCUUCCCUACUUAACAGACUUGUAGCCCGACAUGAAAGGCUCAUGUUUUCUUCUGGCAAAAAGAUUACAAGAGAAAAUCUGUGUGUUUUCUCUUCACUGCAAGUUCCUGCCAUGAGCUUACACAAGUACUUGGAAAGGAUGUUCAAGUAUGUGCGCUGCAGUCCUUCCGCAUUUAUUGUGGCAUAUGCUUAUAUUGAUCGCCUUAUUCUCACCAAUCCCAACUUCCGCUUAACCUCUCUCAACAUUCACAGGCUUACUACCACCACUGUCAUGGUUGCUACCAAAUUUCUCGAUGACCUGCAUUACAGUAACGAGUAUUUUGCAAAAGUGGGAGGCUUAAAACUGAGGGAAAUGAACUUUCUAAAGUUGAAUUUUUGUUCAUGA
This is a messenger RNA of Cryptomeria japonica (Japanese cedar), 495 nucleotides long. RefSeq names its product cyclin-U2-1-like. The transcript has 2 exons. The record is from RefSeq and is a predicted model, not a curated record. Gene Ontology annotation, molecular function: protein kinase binding. Bases 1 to 495 code for a protein of 164 amino acids. Gene Ontology annotation, biological process: regulation of cyclin-dependent protein serine/threonine kinase activity. Lineage: Eukaryota; Viridiplantae; Streptophyta; Pinopsida; Cupressales; Cupressaceae.